GAUCCUCGACAUUGGGGCCAAAAAAUUAUUGAAGAGGAGGAAGAAGAAGAAGAUAGUGAAUAUGUUAAUAGACGUGCACGUGCAUUAUAUGAUUUUGUAGCAGAAAAUUCGAGUGAAUUAAGUUUUCAUGAAGGAGAUAUUCUUUUGGUGCAAUGUCGACAAUAUGAUGGUUGGUUAAUGGCUAAUUUAGGCGAAGAAACUGGUUUAAUACCUGAAAAUUACGUUAAGCUUUUAGAUGAUGAUGAUGAUGAUGAUGAUGAUGAAUAUGGUAAUUGGGCUGAAGAAGGAAAUAAUGAUGAAUAA
Rhizophagus irregularis DAOM 181602=DAOM 197198 is the source of this 303-nucleotide messenger RNA. RefSeq lists its product as uncharacterized. Lineage: Eukaryota; Fungi; Glomeromycota; Glomeromycetes; Glomerales; Glomeraceae. Gene Ontology annotation, molecular function: protein binding. The record is from RefSeq and is a predicted model, not a curated record. Gene Ontology annotation, cellular component: cytoplasm.